Tilletiaria anomala UBC 951 is the source of this 6198-nucleotide messenger RNA. RefSeq lists its product as uncharacterized. The transcript has 4 exons. The record is from RefSeq and is a predicted model, not a curated record. Gene Ontology annotation, cellular component: zeta DNA polymerase complex; nucleus. Gene Ontology annotation, molecular function: DNA-directed DNA polymerase activity; nucleotide binding; DNA binding. Gene Ontology annotation, biological process: error-prone translesion synthesis; double-strand break repair via homologous recombination. Bases 127 to 5922 code for a protein of 1931 amino acids. Lineage: Eukaryota; Fungi; Basidiomycota; Exobasidiomycetes; Georgefischeriales; Tilletiariaceae.
GGCUGCGUGUAAAUGACAAGUACGUCGUGACGGACAUUCGCAUCUCGUUCACAUCUUCAGACAUCACCUCGUCCUCGCGGGAAGAUGCGGAAAAGCUUGGCAUUAGACCGCGGGCGGUGAGCGUGCAUGGCUAGCCAUUGGGCCGACGUCAUCGCGCCUUGCCGUGUGCGCAGUAGCAACACGCUGCCACGCAGUGGAGGUUCACCCCUUCCUACGGAGAGUUUCGACAUGAAGCGUGACGAAAGCAUAGUAAAGGCUGGAGACUGGUUCAUCCGGCCGGAUACGCCGCCGAUGGACGGCGAGAAUGACGGUGAACAUCCCAUGGCCCUGUCCAACUCACCCCCUCAUUUACAUGUGCGUGACAAGCCAAUUCGCGACAAACCGCAAGGGAAACAACCAUUGGAUCAGCAGGGUUCCAGAAGCAGCGGCGCAAGAAGCGGAUCUGACGGAUCAGAAGGGAAUGAAGAGCCCUUCUUUCGCGUCAGGCUGAUCAACAUUGACCAUGCAAUGACUGAAGCUGGGCCGUUUGACCGUACGGAAACCGCCUUCAGUCCUUCGCCUCUUGCACGCGUCCCCGUCCUCCGUGUGUUUGGUGCUACUCCAGCUGGUCAGAGGGUCUGUAUGCACGUCCACGGAUUCUUUCCGUAUACUUACGUUGAGUACAAGGGUGCGCUUCAGCCGGAACACGUGCUUUCAUAUAUCUCGAGACUGGGGCAAGAGCUCAAUGCAGCAAUCGCAGCGAGCUUGCGUCGGAAUCCGUACAAUGAGCGCUGCAAAUACAUCAAUGCGAUCCACCUCGUCAAAGGUAUCCCUUUCUACGGUUACCACGUUGGCUACAGCUAUUUUCUCAAAAUCAGCUUCACGGACCCAAGCCUGAAUGCCCGAAUCCACACCAUCCUUGAGACAGGGCGCGUCAUGAAGACCCGCUUCCAGGCGUUUGAGAUACACGUUCGCUAUCAACUUCAGUGGAUGCUCGACUAUAACAUUUACGGUUGCGGAUUUGUGGAUGUCGAGGAAUGCUAUUUUCGCGCACCAUUGCCAGAGAGCGAUCCGUUUCUGUCGAAGCCCAGCUCGAACGAUGUCCAGCAGCGACAACUCUGGACACACUCUAACACGCCCGCAAACCUGGUACAGGACGAUUACGUUUCAAAGAACUCACACUGCGAGCUAGAAGUCGACAUCCGCGUUUCCGCCAUCCUGAACCGCCGCUCGCUCUGCGCACGCGACAUCCACCACCGCGUCGGAGAGCGGGACACGUUGUCCCUCUCAGUAGGUGGAAAAGACGGAUGCGCGCAAAAGCUCGUACCCAGCUUGGUCGGGUUGUGGGAGGAGGAGCAGCGGCGGCGGCUCAGUAGGGGAUUGAGCGCUAGCAUCCCGCCGCCCAAGUCGGUCGAAGGUGGCAGAGCGCUCAAGGAUGGAGAGCAUCCACGAUGGCAGGCGGAGGAUCGGCUGUGGCAGUUUGUGCACGCGCGCAUCAAAGACGAACGGCGUGCGUUGGGGGGCGUCCAUGAACCCAGAAAUGGCGCAACAAAAGUAGAGGACAAGGCGAACCCGAACUCUCAUUCCUCAGGCGAAAAGGAAGGAAUAUUUCUGAAUGAGGACGAAAUGGUCAAGCGCGAAGAGGCGAUACUGAAGGAAAGACUGAAAGAGCGCCUGACGGCUCCGCAUGCGCUGGAAAAGUACAUUGUAAGCGCUUUUGACAGUGUGGACGUCAUGCACGAAGACCACAGGAGGACGAGAAAGGUAGCACAAAUCAUCAACGAUCCGUAUAACCCAUUUAGCUCGCAGUUUUCGAUGACGGCCGCCGUGGAAAGCACGGCAUCUAGCGGUGAGCAUGGUUCAAGCAAGAAGAGGAAUACCCAUGCGGCUAGCGGGGGUGCGGGAGCAGGUGUGGCUGGGAACGCUGGCACUGGAAGCAGCAAACUCAAAAGCCCCAGAAGGACUGCAAAGAGCAGCAGCCCGCCGUUGUUCGACCGCGAGCAUCAGCAGCAACCAGUCGCGACAAACUCAUCGGGCGGAUCCAAUUCAACAACGACCGGCCCGAAGGCAGGUCUCGCUUCUACUCCAGCGAUUCUCUGCUUGGGGGACACAGCGAACAAUGAGAGCUCGAACGAGGUCCACCUAGCGGACGAGGAUCGCUCGAGUCAUGCUGCUGUGCCUCAAAUGCAGUCUCAGGAAGAUCUCGAUUUUUUUCAAUCCCAGGAGUUCCAGGCGCGCCUUCGCCAGGUGGAGCUUCAAGCACACCAUGCAGAGGGAUCGGAUGCCGGUGACGAAUCAGAAGGAGAGAAGGAAGUCGAUGCGCUUGCAGACGAGCUGGCUGCAUCGCCGGUGCAGGGUACGCCGAAUGGUGCGAAGCGCAAGGCUACUUCGAACCCCUCGACCCCGAACAAGCGCUUUCAUGCCACUAAUAGGCGAGCGGCGGCGGCGCUCACACCUCCUUCAGCAGCUUUCGCGGCAAAGGACAGUAGCACGAAAUUCUUAGUAACUUUGACGAAGCGGCAUGCUCCUGAGACUCCAGCGCAUGGCUUCGCCCCCACCAAAUCCUCAUCGCUGGGAAUGGAAGGCGCAGAGGCUUCUGAUCUCGGGCGAAGCUCGGAACACUCAUUGCAAGUGACAAGGAUCGCGAAUCGUCGAAAAGGUGUCAAUCAAUCAUUAGUUCCGGAGACGCCAACGAUACAUCUUCGAAGGAAUCGGCAGCAUGUCGCAUUCGUCGAAUUGCCAGACACUAAUGCUUCUAAACACCCAACGGUAGCUACAGCGCCUGCCACUCCUGCUUCUCGUGUCAGCUCCAGUGUGCCCAACAGCUCAUAUACCAAGGCGGACAGUUCAUCGAGGGCCUCACACACGGCUGAAACGGGUGCAACUUUCUUUCAGUUCGCGUACGUGGCUCCCAGCAAGGACGAAGUGAUGAACACGUUUGCCGAUUUCAACCUUCCUCGCGAAGAUCACGCCGCUCCCUUCUUUAGCAACCCUGCUGACGUUCCUGAUCGCCCAAGGGAGUAUGCGGGGCGCUCUUUCACCUUCAAGUCGAUCACAUUGCCAUUUCUCGAUGAUUUCGAACAUUGCUCGCGUGAUGAACGAGUCGGGAACGGCAACGACCAUGCAGCUGCACAUUCGGAGACGGUCGGCGGCCGCAUAAGCCGAAAGCAUUGCUUUUGCGCGUGGGAGUAUCUGCAUUCAGCGCCGAGUCGGGUUGAAACUUUUGCUUGGGUACGUCGGGAGCGAGCCAUCGCUGCUCAGAGUCAGAGACGGCGUCGCAAGCGUUUGCUGUCGCAGAUCGAGAAGAUGACACAGCAGCAGGCAGAGGCUACGUAUAACUUUAAGUUCUCGCAUCACCAGCCUACGUCCCUUGUGCACCGCGGAAAGCAACACAUGACGGUCUUUGCGCUUGAGGCACAUGCUUGCUCACGCAAAGAGUUGCUGCCAAAUCCUGAAGUCGACCCAAUUGGCGUCAUUGCUUACAGCUUCCAAAACGAGGACGAGACGCUCGAGGACACAGGCUCGAGACCGGGUCUCAGGACAGGCGUUAUCGUUGUGGCACGCGAUGAGACAGCCAUGGGAAGGGUGGCCCUGUCGUGUGAGGUGCAUGUGGUGGCGACAGAGGAAGACGCAUUUGUCACGCUCAUUACCUUGGUGCGCAAAUUCGAUCCUGAGAUCCUGGUCGGAUACGAGAUCCACAACGAGUCCUGGGGGUACAUCAUCGAGCGAGCUCACAAGGCGUACGACCUUGACAUGGUGCUCGAACUUGGCAGGGUCAAAGAGAGUUCGACUGGAAUCACCAAAGGCAAAUUGGAUAAUUGGGGAUACACACAAACGUCUGCAUUACGCAUCACGGGUCGACAUGUUCUCAACAUCUGGCGCCUAAUGCGCGGGGAAGUUGCACUUACGCAGUACACUUACGAGAACAUUGUCUACCACCUAUUGCAUCGGCGCGUACCCAAGUUUUCCUCAGCAACCCUCACUGCCUGGUGGCGAGCUGUGAAGACGCCUGAGCUCCUCCGACGGGUGAUCGCAGUGAUGGUCAGUCGUGCGGAGACGGACCUCGAGAUUCUUGAAGCUUCCGAGCUCGUCAUGCGCACAGCUGAGUUCUCAAAGAUCUACGGAGUCGAUUUUUUCUCUGUCCUCAGUCGGGGCUCGCAAUUCAAGGUUGAAUCGGUCAUGUUCCGCAUAGCAAAGCCAGAAAGUUUCAUCUUGCCGUCGCCUAGCACGAUACAGGUCGCCUCGCAAAAUGCGGCGGAGUGCAUUCCUCUCAUUAUGGAACCUCAAUCAGCUUUCUUUAAGGGGCCGCUCAUCGUGCUUGAUUUCCAAUCUCUCUACCCAAGUGUGAUGAUCGCGUACAACAUCUGCUACUCAACUUGUCUAGGCCGCGUUGCGGACUUCAAGGGCGUCCAGAAAUUUGGCUUUUCAGAACUGAAUCCCCCUCGAGGCCUGUUGACACUCCUCAAAGACGACAUCACUAUCUCACCCAAUGGUCUCAUCUAUGUUAAGCCGCACGUGCGUCGCAGCCUGUUGGCAAAGAUGCUCAGCGAGAUUCUGGAGACCCGCGUCAUGAUAAAAGGGUCCACAAAGGGGGUCAAGGACGACAAAGUCUUUCUGCGGCUUCAGAACGCAAGACAACUUUCGCUUAAGUUACUGGCAAAUGUCACAUAUGGCUACACAAGCGCCUCCUUCUCUGGCCGGAUGCCAUGUGUCGAAAUUGCAGACUCCAUCGUGCAGUACGGGCGCGAAACCUUGGAGAAGGCAAUACAGAUCAUCGACAAUGAGCCAAAGUGGGGCGCCAAAGUGGUAUACGGCGACACCGACUCGGUUUUCAUCUACCUGGAGGGACGCACGAAAGACGAUGCCUUUAAGAUCGGCAACGACAUCGCGAAUAAGGUCACCGCACAGAACCCGAAACCAGUGAAGCUAAAAUUCGAGAAGGUCUAUCUUCCGAGCAUUCUGCUCGCCAAAAAGCGCUACGUCGGCUACAAGUUCGAGCAUCCCGACGAAGAUAUUCCAACCUUCGAUGCGAAAGGUAUUGAGACCGUUCGACGCGACGGCAACGCCGCGCUUCAGCGCAUCCAAGAAGCGUGCAUUCGGAUCCUCUUCCGUACCCGAGACUUAUCGCAAGUCAAGUUUUUUUUGCUGCGUCAAUGGCAGAAGAUUCUUGAGGGCCGAGUCAACCUGCAAGAUUUCGUCAUCGCCAAGGAGGUGCGAAUUGGAUCAUAUAGUGACAAAGUCCCUCCACCUCCUGGCGUGGCGGUUGCAACGCGCAAGAUGAUGUUGGACCCAAGAGCUGAACCUCAGUACGCCGAGCGCGUUCCCUAUAUUAUUUCACAAGGAGAGCCAAAAGCCAAACUCAAUGAUCAGGCGGUCUCUCCUGAAGUCAUGCUACAGAAUCCGGGACUUCACCUGAAUGGGAUAUACUACAUCGAACGGAGCAUCAUGCAGCCUCUUGCUCGAAUUUUCAACCUGCUCGGUGCUGAUGUGGAGCGGUGGUUCAAAGAAAUGCCGCGCGUUCGGCCAAUCUAUCAAGGCCGCCUGCAGCUGGACUUGGCCGACGCAGGUCACAAAGUACAGCGCCUCACCCUUGCGGAGCACUACCGCGUCGAGCACUGCCUGAUUUGCGGUGAGACCACAGACAAGGUGCUUUGUCUUGAUUGCCGCCUUGCACCACAAGCAAGCACCUUGCGGGUCACCUCCAGGUUGCACGUCGCGCAGCAACGGCAGCUUGCCAUGUCGCGCAUUUGCGCGUCGUGUAGCUCGUUCCCGCAUCCAGAGGACUCUCCGUGCGUAUCUCUUGACUGUCCCAUGCUCUUCGCAAAGGUGAAGGGCGGCUUGGAAGUCGAAAACACACAUGCUUUACUACGCCAUCUCGACAACGCUUUCGACGAUUCUUCCAACCAAACUGCAAAUUCUUGGAUUUCCCUUGGAAAGUUCUAGCACGCACUUACCCGAUCAGGUAGUUCGCAUCCCGCAUCUUGCAUCUCGAAAAAGCAUCACUAUCAAUUGAAUACCAUGUAGCAUAGGUGUACCAAAGCUUGGGCCUUCGUUACGGAGCAGAUCUUGGCGCUGGCGGAAAAUGGCCGCUCCUUGAUCUGGCGCGAAACUUAUUACAACAUUGAGAGUACUAGUCAAGAAGAGGCGAAGGCCACUUUGCAUGCGGCAAAAUUCAGCACACUGCUAUACACAGUCGAGCUCGCGAAGCUAUGAUUGAAG